This is a messenger RNA of Eimeria mitis, 609 nucleotides long. RefSeq lists its product as uncharacterized. The record is from RefSeq and is a predicted model, not a curated record. NCBI's taxonomy places the organism in Eukaryota, Apicomplexa, Conoidasida, Eucoccidiorida, Eimeriidae.
AUGUCGCGUCGUCUCUUGAUCUCCCUUUGCUCCGCGGCUCUUGCCGUCGCUUCGGUGGAAGCUGAAGUUGAGCGGGUCCAAAAUGGGAUGCUCGAGACCCAAGCAGGCCUGGAGGGUCAAACUUCCCUAGGUGUCCAAGAGGCUUCAUUGCACCGCAAAGUCGGCGGUCGCAUGACGCAACCCGUCAUGCUGGUGACUCUUAUGGCAGCUCUCCUCGGUUUAGUGUUCGUUGUUGUUCAAUGCGUCAAGAACAUCGGUGGCCACCAGAAGGUGGAGUCGAAGCUGGUUCUUAGGAGGCUUGCCGCAGGCGGAGAAGAUGAUCCUUGCUCUGUAAGUUGUGAAACAUUUCUCCCUUAUUGGGGUAGAGUGCGCAGCCGAGUGCCUUCUGUGUUUCAGUGGUGGGAUUCUACUCAUUUCUCCCUUAUUGGGGUAGAGUGCGCAGCCGAGUGCCUUCUGUGUUUCAGUGGUGGGAUUCUACUAAUGCGAUCCAUCUCUGGGUUAGCUUCUAUCGAGAACGGUUCUCGCCUUGACCUAAGCUAUCAGGUUCCUCUCAAGCUUGUCGCCAGAAGUGUGCUUGUCUGUGCUGAGUUUGAACAACGCCAACGGUAG